GAGAGCUAAUCAUAAGCAAAUGCAUCGCAAUGCCUUCUAGCUGGAUUCAUUUGCUGGGACUGCUGGCCCUGUUUCUUUUCACGAUCUUAUCUUCUGGAGAUGCCUCCCCCUUCGACGAGAGACGCCACAGAGGAUGGAAUCCGCGCCCAGGAUCAAUGCCGCAGAUUCCCACCACACCACCUUUUAAUCCAUACGGAUAAGAUGGACUACAAAGAAAUGUCUAAAAAUGUCACAUAUUGAA
Drosophila mauritiana is the source of this 241-nucleotide messenger RNA. RefSeq lists its product as uncharacterized. NCBI's taxonomy places the organism in Eukaryota, Metazoa, Arthropoda, Insecta, Diptera, Drosophilidae. The record is from RefSeq and is a predicted model, not a curated record. The coding region runs from base 30 to 200 and encodes 56 amino acids. The transcript is spliced from 2 exons.